CGUUUCAACUCGCAUACGGAUAUUACUGAUAUGUAUUAAAAGAUAAACAAAAGUCACACUUGACAUUUGGUUGCGUGUUUUUGCUAUAUGUAAUUGUAUUCUAUCUUUUGGCUUACGAUAGAUUUUUCUCUAAAUUUUCUGUGAAUCAAAGUGUUUGUGAAAUGUCGUCUACUUUAAUGUUUGUUGGCCUUCCGGAGGAUUCCAAGAGCUCCAUAACCAAGUUCACUUCAACGACCGAGUCGAAGAGUGUGGGAGAACUUAGCUACGUCGAUCUGGAGAAUUCGGCUGUCAACACUUGCAUCGACCUGGUCGAGUUGCGGGUGCCUAACGCGCCUAAGAGCUGCAUCGCAGAAAUCUUCAAUGGCGAUAUGACAGACGGCAGCCCCAAGAAGAACGGCAUGGCGCGCCAACGUGUCGUCCGCGACACACCGACGCGUCCGCGUGACACUCACUCGAGACUUUUCGGACAGGCAGCGAGCAAUGGACCCGUUUCUCCAUUGAUCACCGACACCAUCCGCAGUAACAUCCAGUUUGGUGAUUCUGAAAUGAACGGCGGAAGUCCUACGCACUCCCCCGCCAAGAUGAUGAACGGAAGCGCUUAUUCGACACCCAGCCGAGGUGAGAGGGAGCCAGCCGAACACUCGUCAUACACGCCACCGAAGAGGAAUCCAGUGACAGGCGAUGGAGUGCCUCUGACGCCGCUGCGUCGCCGUCAUCCGGCUGCGAGCCUGCGAGGUGCCGAACCAGACUUUGCUGAUCCAAGGCAACCCAAUCACCGGUGACGGAUACAAGUCGAUGAACGGGCAAAUGAACACAAUGACGUCAAUUAAUGGCACCAGCAACAUUAUCUACUACAACCGCGUGCCGCCCGGCGGUUAUUCAUCUGGACUUUGGUAGACUACUCACUAACUACUACUCUAUCUAUACCCACCAUGACGUCUUAAAAGCGAACCGUUAUGAACCUUUACAUAAAUAAAAAACCUGUCAUCUAAUUUAUUUGUACGUAAAAGUCGCAAGGUUUUUUUAAUCGAUUCUAAAUGGCGAUUCUGAAUGGUUUGCACAUGAAUCAAACAUUCAUUUUGCAGUAUUAUCGUCUAACUUGUCAUAUGUUGCAUUGUGAAUGUCUGGUUUAAAAAAAUAAAAUUUAGCGACUUAUUAUUAUAACUCAAUCGUCGAUCAACUAUCUCGACAUUUACAGUAACGUAAAUAAUACUUUUUGGUUCCUCAUUCUUGCUUAAAUUAUGAUGACACUUCUCAGUUAAAGCUAAAUUUUAGCAUUUCUAAAAUGCACGCAUGUAGAUUGGUUUCAGAUUAAAUAAAAUGUGAGAGUGAGGUACCUAUUUUUUUGUUUUAUAAGAUUAUUAGUAAAAGUAUUUAAAAUGCAUUUAUUUCAUUAUUUCUCAUAGUUUGUCGAUUAAAUUCGAGUAGUGUUGGCAAAAUUAGUAACGCAAUAAUGCACGUCGCGUCCGUAAAAUACCAAUGGGUAUAUGUUGUUAAUCAAAUCCUUAGCCUGACCCAGUAACGAUUUCAUUCGAAUAAUUUAGAAUAGAAUUAUAGAUAUUUUUGUAAUAAUAAUUAUUCGAUAGUGUAAAGACAUUAGUGUCGUCGUUCCAUUUUCAAAACAAAUCGUCUCCGUGACCAGUGACAUAGUGAAAUGUCAUUGGUUAAAUAUGAAUUGAAAAUAUACGCUAAGCAGUUUAAAGGUUUAAACAAAAAAGUACUCUUGGCACUUUUACGAUUAUGUUAUCCCAAUGAUAUUGUGAAUUAGGAGUGAGGAAACGUAUCAGCAAUAUACCAAAACAAAUAGUGCCUUGAACGGUGUUGCAAUAAAAUUCUUCAAGAAUUGUAGGUUUGCGUUGGUAACAUUCAGCGUAUACAUGAGAAAUGAUUAUAUUAUCUAUAUUUGACAGUAUAGAAAUAGUAAUCAUACGGCACUCGGACUAAAAUGGUGAAUCGGGCAAAUGAAUUAAAACAUAUUAUAAUUUUUGCGAAACUAUUUUAAUUUUAAGACUCUAAUAUGACUUGUUAAAUUCAUUUUAUAGUAAUAUUAUAAAGAUUUUUUUUUAAAUGCAUUUAUUUUCUCUUUUUAAAAGUUUAUUUUAUUUUCUACUCGUUUAGUUUUGUCUAUAGAUGGAAUUGAUGGUAGAUUAUCUGUUAACAAAGUAUGAAUGAGAAUUGAAUAGAUUGGUAUGUACCUACCUAAAUAAUUUAUAAUUUUGUGUAAUCUCUAACAUAUAUUUGCCGAAAAAUAAGAAAUAUAAAUUUUCAAUAAACUAUUAGAAAUAUCUUGUAUGUUGGGAGUCGUUGAGUAGGUCGAGUAGUAAAGAUAUGUAAUUGUAGAAUUAGCGUAAUAAGCAUAUCAACUUUCAUAAAAAUCUCUUAAUGUUUCUAACGUACCUUAUCACUGGCCUAAAUGUAACAAUGUUAAUAGAUAAUAACCAUUAUUUCAUAAUAAAGUUUUUUUAUUAAUUCAA
Bombyx mori (domestic silkworm) is the source of this 2474-nucleotide messenger RNA. RefSeq names its product microtubule-associated protein Jupiter (gene Jupiter). The coding region runs from base 162 to 782 and encodes 206 amino acids. NCBI's taxonomy places the organism in Eukaryota, Metazoa, Arthropoda, Insecta, Lepidoptera, Bombycidae. The record is from RefSeq and is a predicted model, not a curated record. The transcript is spliced from 6 exons.